CAUAAUGACAUGGCGCAGGAAGUCAAAACAGCAGAGCCCAGUGUAUAUAUGAGAGUGAUGGGGCAUGGAUAAGGGGGCACAAAAAGAUGACCAUAUGUCCAGAGAGGCGAGUGCAUCACCAUUAACAGAUCUCCAGGAUUAUCUGACACGGAUUACCUCCCUUCUGAAACAGAGAAACUUUCAUGAAGCUUUAGAUAUAUGCGACACUGCCCUAAGUGUAUAUAAAAAUGAAGAAAAACUACAAGAAAAGAAAAUCAAAAUCCUGUGUCACCAAGGAAGAUUUGAAGAAGCUUACAAUAUUGCAAGGAAGUGGUCAAUACGAGAUCCAAAGAAUUUGACAGCACAGAAGGAACUGAAGAGGCUGAAGAUUGUUAUACAUGCGUUAAAUGAUCAGGAUGAGGACAGUGAAGAGGAGGAGUCAGAAUGCAAGAUAAAGGAGGUUGAUGAAACUAAAGUGGAAACAGAAGAUGACGACAAGAGGUCAUCUCCUGAGGGCAUGGAAACUAGACACAGCCAUAACUCUGUCACACAGACUGUACCAGUUACCCAUCCAACCAUCACCUCACAAACAUACAGCCCACAAACUGUGGAGCAAGAAAACAGGAAGCAUGUCUGCACCUUCUGUAAUAUCAGUUUUGACCAACAAGAAGAAUUGGACACACACUGUAAGAGUGACUUACACAGAAAAAAGAUCACUGCUGAUGAUGACCAGAACUGGAAGUACAGAGAGCCACCACGGGGUCUUAAUGCUGAGGAAUAUUCUCUGUGUAAGAGCACUGAGGAAAUUGGGAAAUGUGCCUUUGGUGACAAGUGUACAGAAGCUCACUCUAAGGAAGAACUUAACGAGUGGAAGAUGCGUUUUAAAUUUCGAAAACAGCUUAUCAAAGUGGCACAUGAUAAACAACUACAUGGCAACACUUAUGCUGAACAACUGAUGGAGAAACUUGUUACUUCAGAGAAUCCUAAAUCUCUUAUGGUCUCUGGUGUGGAGUACUCUAAAGUACAUGUGAACUCUGACCUCAAAGUUAAUAUGACCUCAAAGAAAUGUACAAGUGCCUGGACUUUUACCAUAACUAGCAAGAGAAGUCUUCACAUUGUGGCUUUACUUGACGAUACAUAUCGAACCUAUUUUCACAUUGCGAGUAUCUCUGUGGGGCCAAAGAAAACUCAGAAGUACCAGAACCUGGAAACACUUUGUCAGGAAUGGGAGAACCCAGAAUAUCCCAAUAUCCCACUAGGGGAAUAUGUAUACAGAAUCAAGGUGGUGUUUAAGACAGAUAUUUAUGGGACCUUCCGUCAGACUCUAGUCAUGGACUUUGGGACUGAUCCCGUUCUCAGGCGAGAGCUACAAGUAGAAUCAGCUCCUAUCACGGAUACAGAGAAGGUGUUCAAUGACUUUCUGCAAGGCAAUCAGGGAAGAUGGAGGAAAAACAAUGUUCACCUGCUACCGUUUGAACCUAAACCUAUACCUAACACAGCCAUAGAGGACAAGCUUCUGAGUAAAUAUUCUCUGCCUGAUAUUGAAAAGUUCCGUUUUGAGGACCACUUGAUGCAUCCACCCACAAAAGAGACAUAUCGCAUCUGGAUGCAUGAAAUGUUAUAUGUAGAAGAAUGGUCUCAACUUGAAAGUAUAUCUAGGUACAGUCUGAACACGUCCCUACAGUUGGUGAACCGUUUCCUCCUGGUGCCGGGAAUGAUAUCGGGAGCUAAGUAUGCUCAGGAUGGAGAACUGUUCGCACGCAUGGCCUUGGAGGAUCGUUUGUCAGAAGAUUAUGCUGGAGGUCGUCUCAUUCUCAAUUCUACACUUGCUUGGCUUACACCACAAGACCAGAACAAGAAAGAUUUGUCUUCUAAUCAACCAAGGGUUUAUGAAGCAGUCAUAGAGGACAAGGGUAAAAACUUCAUCUUCCUUCGCUUGUCAAAGGAGUGUGUAGAAGAACUUGACCUUUCAUGUGACCAGGAAUUCCCUGUACAGAUUCAGUUCCAACUGAAUCGUCUGCCAAAGUGUGAGAUGCAUGCUGCCAUUGAUAGACUUCCAACACUUGAUCUUGUAUUCCCACCUAAGAACACGUUCCCUACCACUUCAUGGGUCCAGGGAAGUCCAGAAUUGAGUGAAGUAGUCAGUACAAAGCUGAACGAGAAACAGAGGGAGGCCAUUUUGAAGAUAACAUCUGAAGGCAAUCUUUCCUUGCCUCCUAUUCUUCUUGUGGGACCUUAUGGAACCGGAAAAACCUACACCUUGGCACAAGCAGCUAAACAGAUCCUUCAGCAGGACGAUACUCGCAUCCUCAUCUGUACUCACUCAAACAGUGCUGCUGACCUGUACAUCAAAGAGUUUCUCCACCCACUGGUCAAGGAGGGAUACCUGGAAGCACGGCCACUCCGUCUUUACUUCAGACAUCGGUGGAUACAGACUGUCCCAGAAGUUGUUAUCCAGUACUGUAUCCGGGCCACUGCUGGGUCCUCGGCAAUCUUCAGAUGUCCUGUCUUCGAGGAUGUGGAGAAACACAGGAUUGUCAUAACUACCCUUGGUACAGCCAGGUACCUCUGUGACCUUGACCUAGAACCAGGAUUUUUCACCCACAUAUUCCUGGACGAGGCAGCCCAGGCCAUGGAAAGUGAUAGUCUCAUACCCCUGUCUCUAUGUGGACCUUACACUCGUGUUGUACUGGCGGGGGACCACAUGCAGCUGAGUCCUGAAAUAUACUCUGACCUGGGACGACAGCAAGGGUUCCAAAAGUCAAUGCUGGAGCGUCUACAUGAGUUGUACCCGGAUGAUGUCCCCUGUAAAGUAAUGCUGUGUGAAAAUUACCGAUCACAUUCAGCAAUCAUCGACUUCACCUCCGACUUGUUUUACGACAGUCAGCUAACAGCCAGCAGUGAGCAGCCCUGUCAUCCCCUCUACUACCCUCUCACCUUCUACUCUGCCCGCGGUGAAGAGGUCCAGCAUGAAAACAGUAUCGGUUUCUACAACAUUGCUGAGGUACAUGAAGUGAUUGACCGUGUGGAUCAUCUUGUAAGAACAUGGCCAAGCUCAGAGUGGGGCGAGUUAGGGGAGGGCUCAAUCGGAGUGCUCACCCCUUAUACUGACCAGGUGUUCCACAUCCGAUCAGAGUUACGGAAAAGGAAAAUGUACAAUAUCAAAGUGGAAAGGGUGUUUAAUGUACAAGGAAAGCAGUUCCGCGUAGUGAUUCUGUCGACUGUACGCACUCGUCACAGCUGUAGCGCCGACACUAUACAGGAGGAUGUUGUCAAUUAUGGCUUCCUGUCCGAUAUCAAGCUCCUCAACACUGCCAUCACCCGUGCUCAAUCCCUUGUCAUGGUGAUUGGGGAUCCAGUCUCUCUCUGUCUUGUUGGCAAGAGCCGGAAAAUUUGGGAGUACUAUUUAGAAAUCUGUCAGGAUAACAACAGUUUAUUUGGUACAACCUGGACCCAGCUGAAGGCUCAGCUGACCUCGGCAGACAUGAGGAAGACGUUCAUUCUCAAUCCACUUGCCCCUGAGUUUGUACCCAAUAGACUUUUUCAUGCUAUAGCACCAGAUAUUGCCCAGCAAGGAGCUUCAGGCUCACCAACCAGUUACCAUGGUGCCGCUCAGCACCCGCAGUAUUACAUGGGUCCAAGGGUAACAUAUCCGGGGCAGCAGUUAGCUCAUCAACAGAUGUUUCCUCAUCCGUAUAUGCCGGUACCUUACCCAGGUCUCAUUCCUCAUGUUGUAUACAACAGACAGGGUGUUCCCCACAUCCUCGGCUCUCCAGCACAAGGUAGAGCUCCUGUACGAGGCUAUCACCCACGUCAUGCAUCUCCACUGGCCAUCCCCAAGGUCAGGCCAGGAGAUAAGGACAAGGUCAAGGUUGACCCCUCACAACCUGAUGUCAUUAUACCUGGAAAGAAAUUGCCAUCAAUGACCCAACGUGGACGGCAGAUAAUGUAUAUGCCUCAGCGUAUGUCAGCAGCCUGUCAACAGAUGUACUUCUACCCACAACACUAUGGGGGAUACUUCUACAUGCCGGAAGACCCCCGAGUUCUAAUCAACCAGCAGCUCCCACGGGGACCAGUGUUACAUCCCCUUGGACCACAGCAUCCCAGUCAGUUUUACCCAAUCCUACGUCCACAUUAUGCCCCCGUGGGGCUGGAUGAUGCAGAAGACAAGCGCAGCUCUCAGACAUCCUCUCCUGUAUCCUCUCAAGGUCGUUCCGGAUCACCAGCCACAUCUCCAGGUUCAUCAGUUGCAAGUCAACAGAUUCAGCUCCUUCCAAAUGUCCGUCAUGUGCCGAUUCAUCUGUUCCCACGAACAGCCACCCCAACAAACAGUUCCCGUCCAAGUACACCACAACGGACAGAAUCGCCACAAGUCUCACAAGACAUGGGUACCACCAUCGAUCCUAAAGCAUCACAGAAAAUUGAAGCAGGUUACCUAAAAUCCUCAAGUCCAGCAUUGGAGCACCAAGAGAGAAGAGGAUCUGCAAAUAGCCCUCUUGCGAGGGUGAUUGCAUCUGCUCAAAGGCAGGUUCCUACAACUGCUGAUAGUGGACUGGUGUUGUCUACUCCCUACAGUAGUGGAUUUGGUGAUAUGAUUAUGCCUGGUCAAAAUGGAGAUAUGAAUGAUGUAGUAAAGAAAGAAAAAACGAAGCGAACUCCUGUCGGACUUCGGCUAGAGACAGGAUUUAGUCGACAGUUUAGUGAAGACUUGGAAACCCCAACAGAAAUUACAGACUUGGUGAAGAUGAUCGACGAGACAAUUGAAGAAGGGCAUGAAUCAGCUGAAGAGGAAGAACAAUGGAACAGACAGUCAAAAUCAGAGAGCAGCACGUUUUUCAGUUCCCGUACUACUAAGACCAUGGCCGCUACACGUAAACUUCAUUUGAAUAUUCCUCAACAGUCCUCAACAGAAACCUCGGAAUCAUCUGGAUCACCCCCUUCUAGUCCUCCUGGUUCAGAUCAAAAACCAACAUACGCUGGCAUGCUACGUCGUCGACUUCCUGCAGCUACAAAUGACAUUGAUCCAAAUCUUCUAGAACCACAGACACCACACACUCCUGCUGGCUUUAUCUCGCCGGGAACUGAUAUCGAUACAGACCCACUGGGGAUUUUGAGAAACCUGAACAUCAAUGCUUCAACUGAAAAACAGAGAACUUACAAGUAUUUCUCAUAGAUAUAUAAGAAAACCUUCAAAUGAGUAACAAAGCUAAUUGGUGUCAAUAGGGAUGCAAAGUUAUCACAAAUAUGUUCCUUUAAUGUGUGUAGAUUUACCUGUAGAAAGUAGUAGUUUUAUGUGUGUAGUUACAUUCACAGUUAAGACAGAAAGUAUGUCACUGUCAUAUUAAAGAUGAAUGUAGAUAUAGUAUUUCUAUUUUGGAAGAGGAAGAAGAAAUUGAAUGAUUUAAUUACAUAGCAGACUUGUCAAUGAGAGCACAUUUAUUUUUGUAAAUGAACUGUGGUAAGUGUGACAACAGGCCAAUCAUCCCUGUUGCUUGCUUUUUACAGACUGUAAAUAUUUUUUGAAUCUGCUGUAACACAAGAUUGUUUGUAUAAGCUUCAGUCAGUGUUAAGUGUCGUGUGACAUAGGUUUUAGGUAUUUUAAUCGUAGAAACUUAACCUGAUCUUGCAGGUUCUGGCUAGAAAUCUUUACUGUUACUACUUGUAAUUCUCAGGAUUAAAAAAUCAGGUGUUUGAUGAUGGCCUUUCUAGAAUAUAACUGAAUUAGUGUUAUUUUGUGAUGCAAAUAACACAAUGAUUGACUGCAUUAAUGACUGGAAAAGUUAAUUUACAGUGAGUAGGUACUGCAGGCUAGCUUUAAUAGCAAAGUAUUUUGUUGGCAAUUUCAUUUUCGGUUGAUCACUGUAAAACGGUGGUAACAGUUAUAAUUUUAUAUUAAAUUUAUCUUCUCUGACUAGUUGAAACAAUAGGAACAAAAUCUUCAAUCUUUCCGAUUACUUUUUGUUUCACAUUUGAUCACUGGCUGAUCAGAUUAUGUUAUCACUGGCACAGCUUCCUGAUACAUUUUACGAAGUUAUCUGAUCUUGAAUUAUUGUGAUAUCAAUAUGGGGCUGGAGAGGCAUGUUCUUUGUGUUGUACAUCAACUGACAUAAUUGCUAUUACUAACUUUCAUACUUGGCUUAUUUCACCAGACUACAGAGUUGUCUGCCCUUAGUCGCUGGUUGACAAGGUUUGUAAAUUUGGGUACAUUCAUGCAUAUUUGUCAAUCACUCAGGUGUAUAUGUAUAUAUUGUGAUUAGCACUUGUUGAUUUUUUUAUUUAAUUUAGUGAAACUAAAUACAUAAAUUUUAGCCUCAAAAAUUAAAAUUAAUGCAUCUAGCCAUCAGAUGGAAACAUCCUUUUAACUGUGACUUGCUGGCAUAUAUGUUUUCAGACCAAGCAUGAUUCAUAGUCAGGUGUAGCUAAUGUCAAUUCAAUAGCUCUUUUUAGUUUGAUAGGGUUUUAUCCAAAUUGAUGUAAUAAAAACUGUGUUUUUCUUAUAUUUGUUAUAUGCACAUGUACUAUGAUAAUCAUUGCUACAUUUUGUUAUGUGUGGUGUGAAUAUAUAAAUACAUGUAUAUUUAGUAACAAUUAUCUAUAUAACUAGACUAACAAAGAUUUUUUUUUAAUUAGUUUUUAAUAUAUCUUCAUAUAUAUAUCUGCAUUGAUUGCUUUUUUGAUUCGUAAAAAGUAGCUUCAGUUCUGAGGUAAUUAACUUGCUUGUCCUAUAAAUUGGCCAAUUGCAAGUUAUAAUUUAUGUUGUCAGUAACACACUAAGGAAGAUAUGAUUUGAGACAAAUAUUACAGCACAACAACACUCUUAGAAAAUUUAAUUAGCAAAAUACCAUUUUAUGGUCAGUUAUAAAGCUUUAUAUUUUUGUAUUCACUGUUAAAGUAUAAUAGUAAGUUAAAUUUGUCUUUAAGAUAAGGACAGGUGUGCCAUUUGUUUAAUACAAAACCGCUGUAUUAACGAGGCAGUAAAUACAUGUUGGGAAAUAAACUCACACAUGUCUAUUGCAGUUCAGUAGAUAUGAUUACAAAUUGUUUCAUUAUCCUAUAGAAAGCCCACCCACUACUUUGAGUCAAAGUUUAUGUAUUGGGGCCCCUGAGCUAUUACAGGAUAAAUAUGGUACCUGGCUAUUGUGGCUAUAUGUUAUACUUGGUAAUGUAUAUUGUUGUAUUAGAAAAGUUCUAUACUAUUAGGAUAAUAGAUGCAGAACAGGGUACAUGUCAGCUUGCUGACAAGGUCAUUCAAGGAGCCAUGCUAUUUCUGUCAGAGUUGGUUGUUAUUUUGUUAGUUUCAAUGUCAAUGAACUAUUUUCACAGUGCACUUUUUAAUUAUACAUUUAUAUGAUAAAAAAAGUCAAACUCUAGAGAAUAAAUAUAUAUAUAUGUGGAGGAAGAUUCUAAUACUGUCUCCCAUGGAUAAUAGAUAGCAACUCUGUCACUGAACAUUGUACAUAUAAAUUUACUGGAUGUUCAUUUUUUGUUCUUCAGUUUCAUUUGAAUUUGAAGUAGCAUUAAAGAGGGUGCUAUUGUAUACUAUAUUUCAGCAGAAAAGUGCUCUUUUGUGUUUCAUGUUUUCACAUAUAUGUUGAAUAAUAUCAGCCUGUUAAAUUUUCAUUUAGAUGUUGCUGAAAUGAUGACACGGAAAUCAGUAUUUGCACAAAUACCUAGACAGUUUAAAAUGUCUAAGGAACACCUGCAAUGCUAAAAAAAUGAUUUGGUUAUGCACAGGACUUGUGGUGGAAUACAGAGGGUUUGGGUUUAAUAAUGGUUGUAUUUUCUUCUGUUAGAUAUGAACUUUGAAAAGGAUACCAUCUGAAUAUUAAGUUGCAGUUCUUUUGUAUUAAAUGUAAGAUCCUCUCUGAAAACUUCAAAGUAAAAGAUCUAUCAAAGUUUUUGCAUGACUGAUCUGUUGACUACCGGGGUAAUUAUCUUAAUAAGAAUUUUUCACGAAUAUUUCAUUCAUCAAAUCCUUUUAUUCCUGUUCUGGUUGUUUUAAGGCUUUGUGACUUUAUUUUUGUUAGAAUUGUAAUUCAAAAUAUUUUGAUUAAAACGUUUAAUGAUUACCAUAUAUAUCUGAAUAAAUAUGCCCUGGAUUGAAAGUUUAUUGGUGAAACAAUACACUCACAGGGGCUUGGAAUUUGGCUGUUAUGAAAAAUAAUACCUAUUUCAAAACUUUACAGAUCCAAGUACUUUGAAACCUAAACACGGAUGUUAGAGAUGUGGGUAUCAGAGCCGGUCUUUUGCAUACACAUAUAAACUUAUUUAUUUGUCCUUGUUACACAAAAUCUAUCAGAACGUUUCAGUUUACUGAAGAAGGAAGCUUGAAUGUACCACAGUAGCGACAUUUGUAAUUUUCUCCCCAUAUUUACAGGAUAAAUGGGAUACUUCAAUGAACUUUUACUGUGAUCCAUUUGAUAAGUGAUUUGUGUUGUAUUUUAAACAGUAUAGUAUCUUGUUAAUGUUUUGGGUUUUUUUUGUUUUUGUUUUUAAAUCUUUGCAUUUAAGUUGGUUAUAACUUAAAAGUCAAAUAUCAGUUUUGGUCUUCAAAAGUUUCAGCAUUUAUUGGAAUAUAUUUGUUAAAAAUAGUUUACUGUUUUGUUAGUUCAAUUUUCAACAUAAGUUUUCUGGUAAACUACAAAUGUAUUGUAGGCAUUGAAGUUUUGAAUUUUUACCUUUAGAUUCACAUCCACUCAGUGUGUGUAUAGAAUGAAGUAUUGCCUUCAGAUGAGUUUGUGGUCAUCAGAAGAUUGUAAUGUGAUGUUACUUUGAGGAACACAAGGUUUAACAUUGAUUUAAUUUACUUAGAUCUUACCUUCUUUUCAAUACAUUAGUUAGUAAAUUUGUGAUUAAUUCUAUUGAUUAAUUUAAUAAAAAGAUAGAUUUUGUUUUUAAUUACUUUGAACGUGAUUACAAUCUUUUCCUACCUCACACAUUGAAACAUUAGAUACUGAUGAAUCGGAUCUUUUAGAUUUGACAUCUAUGAACUUGCCCCAUAAGAUUUGACCUCUUUGAAAUUUACGUGUCAGAUUUGACCUCUGUGAAUUUUACCCAUCAGAUUUUCCUCCGCAUUUUGCCUGUCAGAUUUAUCCUCUGAAGUUUACCUGUCAGAUUUAUCCUCUGAAGUUUACCUGUCAGAUUUAUCCUCUGAAGUUUAUCUGUCAGAUUUAUCCUCUAAGUUUAUCCUGUCAGAUUUAUCCUCUGAAGUUUACCUGUCAGAUUUAUCCUCUGAAGUUUACCUGUCAGAUUUAUCCUCUGAAGUUUACCUGUCAGAUUUAUCCUCUGAAGUUUACCUGUCAGAUUUGACCUAUUGGUUUGGUCUUUGUGAACUUAACAUUUCAGGUUUGACCUCUGUACAUGUACAUGACCUAUGUAUCAGGUUGGACCUCUUGUCGUCGUUACCUUUAGAUUUUAUUUCUGUUCCUUUUAAGUCUGUUGAAACAAAGAAAAUAAAUGAAAACAGUUGUGAAUUUCGUAUCAAUUUUCAGUUUUAGCUAUUAUAAAAAGCUUUAUUAUUCAAGACCUUUUUCUCUGUUAAUACUUCAAUCAACUGGGAAAUUUCAUGUGAAUCUGUCUCAUUUAAUUAGAUUUAUUAUCAGAUGAAUUGUGUAGACCCACAUUUUAAGGUAAUAAUAGAAGACAAAAUUAUUAAAAUGAAAUUACUUGUGUUUUCCAUGAUCGUCUGUUGGUAGUUAGACGUGGGAUAUUGAGGUUGAAGAACUUUGGUUGUUGUGCUAUCUUAAUUAGAGUUGUUUCUUAUUUGUUUACAGUUAUCCUCAAGUAUCUUCAGGAAAAAACACAUCCUUUAGGAAAUACGAAAUAUAAAUUGUAUAAUUAUUUUUUUACAAGUCUCUGGUCUCUGGGUCACACCAAGUUAGUGACCAUGUCAUAUUCUUGCUCAGGUUUAUUUUUAGUUUUAGAAAUAUCUCAAUUUUCUGGUAGAGCAUAUUUUUCUUUUUAGAACUGAAAUGAUAUGUUUUUUAUAAUCUGCUUAAUAUUGCUUUCUAUUUCCAAUCCAUCUGAAGCAGCAUUCCUGUCACAGUCCAGGUAUUCAACAUGUUAUCAGACACUCAUACAUGUAUUAGUUUCCAAAGGUGUCUUGUAAAUCUGUAUAAAAGGUUCCACUACACUGACACACUAAGGUUUUUCCUGCUGUACUCAACACCAACACUUGUUCAGAUUAAUGUGUAUGCAAUAUAAUAUAUUUUGAACAAUGUGUUUGUUUCACAAGGUUCAGUGUACUUUUUGUAUGCAUGUGUUACCCUUUUCAUCCAGAUACUGUCAUAUUUAUCCGGCAGUGAUCUCAUGUCUGCAGUACAUGUACAAAUAAAAAUGCUCAUAGUCCUGCAGUAUAAGGCUAAACGCCCUACUUUGAGUCAAGUUUACAGGUUGGUCCUCUGGACUUAUUGCAGGAUAAAUAUGAUUUGGUUUACAGAAGAAAAAUAGGCAUUUUUUUUUAUUUUGUGAAAUGUUUGUUUUUGAAUGUUAUGUCUAGAUGGCAAAUUUGAUAGGUUAUUGAGAUUCUACAAGGAAUCAAGAUGGUGACUAUAUAAUAACCUAUAUACAUGUAUAUAGAUAUAUAGAUAAAACCAGCUUCGAAGGGAACCUGGCAUAGAUUAUAAAUUACAGUUAUUGCCCUUUGUACAGCAAUGGUUUAAUUGUUGUAUCAUUGAGAGAAAAAAGAAAGAAAAAUAUACCUGUUUUCCUUUGGAAUAUUAAUACAAGUAUUUAAUGCAUUGGACUUCACACAAAAGGUAACCUGGUUUGCAGUAUACAAGUUUUUCAAAAUCAAUACAAACGUAUUACCAACAUACUUAUGUGGAGAUGUUGCUUCAAGUAACUUCUUUUUAACAAGUUAACUUUUUGUGUCCAUGAAAACAUGGGAUACAUUUCAUUAGCAAAUUCAAGAACAUUUGAUUUUUUACCUCACCUGCCAAAGAGCAAGUCAACUGAUGGUACAGCAUUUCUCAUCUGUCCAUCCUGUGUCAACAUUUCCCUUUAAACUACUUUUUUUCAACAACCAAGAGGACCAUGAUCAUGGGAUGGGGUCAGUAGCAUGAUGGCAUGAAGGGCUCCAUUUAUUUCUUCAGAUGAAUCAACCUAGCUUAUUUAAACUCAUGUUGGAAUGAAGAGGUAUUCUGCUCAGCAUCCAGAUCAACUUUACGAUGCAUUAGUAGCAAUACUGGCUUCUUUCUCAUAUUAGCUUAUGGCUGGUGAAUUACAGUGACUGGCCGUGCUCUCAUAUGACCCAAACUGUUGAGAAGAGGUAAAACCUGUAAACCAGCAACAGAUGGUCCAGAUUUAUAUAUACUACUACUUAAUAGUUUGUGUGAUUUUUUCACUAAUGAAAUGUCAACCUCUAGUAAAUAUUACUGAGUUUGUCAAGUGUUAUGUAAAGAAUGUAUUGAUUUUACAUAUUGUUAUUGUCUCUGCUUUGCAUUGUUACCAACCAAAAAACAUCAAUCAUACAUUAUUCAACCAUUGGAAUUUAUGGGGGAAAAAAGUGAUAUUGAUCAAAAUCAAAAUUUCUUUUUAAACGUCAUGGCCAUUAUUGAUAGAUAAUUAAUAUUUGUCAUCCAGCCAUUGUGAAAUGACAUCCAUGUACAUUUUACCAUACAAAAGGAAAAAAACAAGUUAUAUUGGCUUUGCUGUGAUUGACUUAAUAUGUAAAUAUUGUAUAGAAUGUCUUAGGUUGAAAAUAGUCCGGCUUUAAUCUUUUGUAGCAAUAUGCUGACUGCAGGUGGUAGGUGUUGUGUUAAACAAUAUAGAUCAGAAACAAACCAAGUUUUAUUGAAAAAACUUUUAUAAUUAUUUUACUACCUGUACUAGAUUUUAUUUGACAAAGUUGUUUGAGGUAGACAUUGUCCUCGUUUACAAACCUUAAAUGACAAACAAUUUUACAUAGAAAAGACUUUGUUAGAAAUUGGGUCACCACUGACGCUUGGGCUAGAACCACUUAUAUAGAUUAAAAGGUAGUUAAAGUUGAUGAUUCAGUUCCUGUAAAAUAAUGUUAUCAUACAGUGACCACAUUUUCCAUUCACAAAUGCCAUCAUCAGAAUACAUGUAAAAACUAUCAACAGGGUGUUUGCCACACACAGACUUGGCAUUUUUUCUAACUUGGUAGAAUAGAAAGAAGUUUCUUUAUCAGAGCUCUGACGUUGAAGAAAAUAAAACUUUUAUAACAAAGGUGUUUAAUGUCACCACAUGUUGGGAAAAAAAUAUUGUACAUUUUACUACACCAUGUGUGAUUGAAUAAUUUUGUGUGUUACUAAACAAGUGAAAUGUGAAAUAAUAUUUUACCUGACAAGGGACAUUUAUGGUAAGUGAAAUGAUAUUUUACCUGUCAAGGGACAUAUAUGGUAUGUGAAAUGAUAUGUUACCUGACAAGGGACAUAUAUGGUAUGUGAAAUAAUAUGUUACCUGACAAGGGACAUAUAUAGUAUGUGAAAUAAUAUGUUACUUGACAAGGCAUGUAUGUGAAGUGGUAUGUACUUGACAGAAGACAUAUGGUUUGUAAAAUGAUAUGUUACUUGGCAAGAUACAUGUAUAUGGUAUGUGAAAUUAUUGUUUACUUGACGAGAGACAUGUAUAUGGUAUGUGAAAUUAUAUGUUACUUUACAAGGGACAUAUGUCAUGUGUGGGUUUUAUUUUCUACUCAGGAAGAGACGAGUAACACAUGAAAGUAUUCAACAUGGUUUUGUAUAUUCCAUAUAAGGUGAACAUUUUUGUAGGAUUCGAAUCUAAAGCAAUCAAUUAACUUUCAUAUACUAAUCACCAAUAAGCUUGUAAUUUGAUAAAUUCUAUGUCAAGGCACGCUUGUCUAUGUUCUUAACUGAUAUGUUGAAUGUCAAUCAAUUCUAUCAUUAAGAUCAUUUCAAACUAAAAACUAGUUUGUUUAUAAAUCUUUUGAUCUGUUUGGUAGUAUAUAUAUAUGAUACCCCAUAAGCUGAUAUAUUUUGAUCGGAUAUUAUCCUAAAAUAGCAAUAUUAUUGUGUCAUUGCUUGCUUGUGUAAUACAGGUGUGACCUGGUAAUACAUGUAACAGGGUUUCCAUGGAAACUAAACAUAUUUCAUCAGUUCCAUGGUUCCCUGGUGCAACCAUGUUUACAGCCAGAAAAGAGAAAACAUACCCAUCUCAUAGAAAAUAUGAAUUUAAUUUUGUACUGUAUUUAGGCAUUAGGAAAUGUAUCUCACAAGAGUACUGAACAAAAUGAUAAGAACAUACAUAUUUAUUUGGUAAUAAGCCAUGUUUGAUAACAAGCCUAUCCAUAUCUAUUGCAGAUUGGUCAAAAUAUUAAUAUAUGUUGUACCAUUGUCUUGCAAUAAGCUCAUGCUCUAACUUUAACUUGGAGUUAAAUUUGAUGUGUUGAUCCACUGGCAUGGGCUUAUUACAGAAUAAAUAUUGGAGUGAAUUUGUGAUUUUUUCAAAGUCGGUGACUAUUGAAAUGUUGCAACACAGCCAUUUUCUAAAGAUUUGUACUAAAGGUAAUACAUAUAUAAAUAUAGAUAAAUAUGUUAUGUAUAGCUUGUAUAUAAAGUUGUAAGUAAGGUUCAGUAGGUUUUUAUGGAAAAUUCCUUGUGUUUAUAUAUUUCCAGUUAUGGACUGUUAAAUGGUGUGGCAGCCAUUUUCCUGUUCCCUCUGGUAGUCACGGGUCUCGGUGAUCAUCCUUCCACCAUCUCUCUCAGCAACGUUUAUGUUAACUUACCAUAAUUCAUUUUGGUGUUUGAUUUCUUGAUUUCUUCUUGAAAAAAGUUUACGUCGUUGAGAUCUUUGGAAAAUUAUAAUUUUAGAGAGUUGCGAGAUUGUGGGUAAAGGGUGUGUUGACUCCGAAACGUAACUAGGAGGGGAGAACAGAGAAAAUGUUCAGUCUGUUACAUCAACUUAGUAAACUCACACUGUAGUAGUUGUAGUGGUAUAUUAAAAACUCUUGCACGUUUAA
This is a messenger RNA of Pecten maximus, 13921 nucleotides long. RefSeq names its product probable helicase with zinc finger domain. The record is from RefSeq and is a predicted model, not a curated record. Gene Ontology annotation, biological process: regulatory ncRNA-mediated post-transcriptional gene silencing. The coding region runs from base 65 to 5152 and encodes 1695 amino acids. Lineage: Eukaryota; Metazoa; Mollusca; Bivalvia; Pectinida; Pectinidae. Gene Ontology annotation, molecular function: helicase activity; metal ion binding; protein binding. The transcript is spliced from 24 exons. Gene Ontology annotation, cellular component: cytosol; P granule.